CUUCUCUGUGCCUGGAGCCCAGUGUCUGUCCCAGGCUCCAGCUGGCGACGCUCGGCCUCGCGCAGGACGUGUUGACGUCGCACAUGAUGGCGCGUUCCGCGAGGUCUGCGAGGAGUAGCACAGAGGCUCAUGGUUACACGUGAUUGGAAGUGGGAGUAGUUGGACCUUAGGCCGCUGGUCUUUCAUUUCCAGGUGGGAGGCAGCUGGUGGAGGCGGAGGCUGCAGCCCAGAAGGCCAGGAGGGACUUGGGGGAGAUAGUGACUCAGCGCGGUCGGCAAGGAGGCAGCCUGCACCUGGCAUCUGCACCUGCACCUGCGUGACAUGCACGGCAGCCUCCUCCGGACUGGACACUUCCUGGAGAGCAGGUGGAGACUAUCUCAGAAUAUUUCUCCUCUUGAUGUUAUUUUUGCCCUGAUAUUGAAAGCCACUCACUCUAACUGAAGAAAGUAAUAUGUGUGGUGAAAGAAUUAAAAAUUUGGGAUGCAGAAAAUAGAUUGCCUGUUUCAAGGUGGAAGAAUCUAUCAGAAGAUAUGCAGCUGCUCAAAAACCCUUACUGACAGUGAUCACUACAAACUUGAGGAACAAUAUUGGAGGGGAUCCAGAAAGUCAUCAUGGACCUUAUGGAUGAGUUUAAAGAUGAAUUCCCUACCAUCCUAAGAUUAUCACAGUCUAAUCAGAAAAGAGAACCCAUGCAGAGAACGUCCAAAAUCAGAAUGGCUGUCGCCUUAGCAAGGAUCAACCGAGGAACAUUGAUUCAAGGAUUAAACACCAUAUCCAGAUCCUCCAAAUCAGUGGCCAAACUUCUGCAUCCCCAGCUUGCUUGUAGACUUCUAGAGUUAAGGAACAUAUCGCAUCGUUUGCUGAGGGAAGUUAAUGCACCAAAACAACCCCUCUAUAACGUGCAGGUCAGAAGGGGUUCUUUGUUUGAAAUAAUUUCUUUUCCGGCAAAGACUGCUUUAACUAGCAUAAUAUGUGCUUCAUAUGCAGCACUAAUUUAUCUGACUGUCUGUGUUAAUGCUGUGUUGGAGAAGGUAAAGAAAAUUUUCCAAGAAGAAGAAUCCAUAAGGCAAAAGAGAGAAGAGAGUGAAAAUCUUAGAAAAGCCUUUUCUGAGCCUGUGCUUUCUGAGCCUACCUUUCCUGAAGGUGAAAUCAAAGCAAAACCUUACAGGUCAUUACCAGAGAAACCAGACAAUAUUGCAGAUUGCCCCAAACUUCCUGCUAAUAAGUUGAAUAAUAAGAUCCAGGUUUUACAUUCUGUGUUUGACCAAUCAGCUGAAAUGAAUGAAUGAGCAAAUUGGAACAUAAGUAUUACUGAGUGGAGCUUGAGAGUUAUUAUCUAAUCGCAUUUCAUCUCACAAAACCAGGAAACUAGUUUUCAUAUAUUGACUGCUCUGCUUUAAAAUGUCACUCUCAAGUAUUUAUAUGAUAGAGAAAAUAAAGUGAAUCUUGAUGUAAAAGUAUGACUAUGAUAUUUUUUAAUGAACAAGAAAGUGUACCCUUUGGAGGGUUAGACUUUAUGCUAUCAUUUAUAACAUGGGCAUAUUUAUAAUACAUUUAUGUUUUUAUUAAAACCUAUUUCAAGUACCUUUCCAUUAUAGUUGGCCCUUGAACAUGGGUUUGAAUAGUGCAGAUCCACUUAUAAGCAGAUCUUUUUUGAUAAAUGAAUUAUAGUACUGGAAAUGUAUAUUCGCUUGCUUAUGAUUUUACAUAGAACAUUCAAAAUAUGUGUUAACUGUGUAUAUAAUCAAGUCAGGCUUCCAGUCAACAGUAGACUAUUAGUAGUUAAGUUUUGGGGGAGCCCAAAGUUAUAUGUGGAUUUCCAACUGUGUGUGCGGUUGGCAUCCCACCCCCCUGCAAUGUUCAAGGGUCAACUGUAUUCAUCUGGGGGAAAAGUACCUCCAUAUCAAAAUGCUACAUAUCUUUUUCAGAGAUAAUAAAAGGAUAUUUAUUUUCUAUCAACAGGCUGCAUAGUUUGAAUCUGCCUUUUAUCGAUCCUUUUUAAAACUCAUCUGUAAAGUUAUGAAGGAUUUGUAAUUCACAGACAUAAUACAUUUUAAAACAAAAUAUUAUUUACAAAUCCUAUAAGAGAGUUCUGUAAGUGAGGGUAGGAUAUGACAUGACAUUUUUUAUUUCCAGAUCUGAAGGAACACAUUUAGAACCAGAAAUCAAGUCCAUAUUCCUCAUUAUUGCCACUGUGUCCUGAGAGAAAAUGCUUCUGUAACUGGCCAGCAAAUGAGGGCAAUCGUUUUGCCUGCAGAAGGCAGGCAAAAAACUUUGGUUUCUUCCACAUGUCUUAAAUUCUGGACACGUGUUAAGGCCUGACUGGUCAUUGGAGUGUUAGCCCCUGAGAUAAUUGGCUAGGAUUUACCCAUCGAGUGAUGGUACAUUUCCUGUACCAGGUAAAUAGCUACUGCCAGAAAAGUAUUUAUAAAAAUCAAACCUUGGGUUUUCAGUAGUCUGAGAAAUGAGUAACAAGUGUAUCGCUUCAUGUUACUCAUAUUCCAUCAGAAAAGGAAAUGUAAUAAUGUGUAGACCCUUAAUGAUAGGUACUUAAUUCAUUUAUUAUUUAUACAAUAACCAAGGAAAGGAGUCCAGGUGGUUCCCCUAGAAUGUUCAGUAUUAGGUUUGGGGCUUUAAUUAAAACCUAGGCCAUUAAGAAGAUUACUGUGCUUAGAGAAAAAGUUCCAAUUUUGACAGUUUUUUGCACUCUGAAUUCAUAAUGUGAUCAUCUGGUUCUGAUUCUACUUCUUAUUUUCUACUAUUUGCUGCCAAGUUUUAGAUGGUGAGCACCCAAAGUGUUACAGUACGGUGUGGGCACCAGGCAACCAGAAUAGUGCUGUUCGUAAAUAACAGGCCUGUGAAAGCAGGGUGGGCCGACUUCGCAUCCACCCUGCCUGUGAACUCAGCAGGAAGGACUGAGGAACAACACCCUCUAUCUCUGCUCUGUAACAGUUACAUAAAACACUUAGUUCUACACACAUCACAACAUUCUCAAAAACAAAGCAAAACAAAAACAAACCUUUGCUUGAAAAUUUCACAUGGGACAUUCAAAGCACAUUGGCUCACUGUGUAAGAGACUUCACAUCUCUCAUGGCUGGACAGCAGCUGUGUGUGUCUUCCUUGCUUGUGAGAGUGUUUGCUUUGGCCUGAGAGAAACUGAGCCAAGAUUUAUUUGGUUUCGAUGUGCAGUACCGGAAGAUUAAGGAGUGCACUUGCAGUGAGCACCAGGUGUUCUAUGGAAAUGUCGAAUAAGUGUCUUAUGAAGACAUUGUAAAGUGUCUUAUGAAGCAUUGUAAAUUGAUCCCAUUUUGGAGGCAGCAUUUUAAGUGUCAAAAGUCUGCUAUAUAUUUGGAAAAACUGAAUAAUUGAGAUUGAAGCAUCUCAGUGUAUUUAAAUUUUACCUAUAAAAAGUAAGAAUAACAACCAAAUGGGGCAGAGGUGGAGAGUGUGUCCAGCCAGUGAAACAAGAAUACGAGAAUAGAAGAAUGGAAGAAUACUGAUAAUUGUUGAAGUGGGUGAUGAGAAUUUAUUAUGCUACUCUGUUUAGUUUGUAUAUAUUAAAACUUUUGCAUGAUAAAGUCUGCUACAUCAAAAUAGGGAUUACCCCCAUAUUUCUUAUUAAAUUUAAUUUUCUACCUUUUCUUCAUUGUGGUUAUUGCAAAUAUUUCCACCCUUCUUAAAAUGCACAUUCCAAACCUAUAGCCUUCAGGUUCCAGUCAAUCCAGAGGACUGGAUGAAAUGUAUUUUAUAUAUCCUGAUAAUCCUUACAUCACAGUAAAUAUGUAUAAUUUUGAACUGUUCAGCUUUAUAUGAUUUUUAAAGAUAAG
Messenger RNA from Lutra lutra (Eurasian river otter), 3827 nucleotides. It is a transcript of the gene SPATA9, whose product is annotated as spermatogenesis associated 9. Bases 612 to 1289 code for a protein of 225 amino acids. The record is from RefSeq and is a predicted model, not a curated record. Lineage: Eukaryota; Metazoa; Chordata; Mammalia; Carnivora; Mustelidae. The transcript is spliced from 7 exons.